This is a messenger RNA of Ophidiomyces ophidiicola, 648 nucleotides long. RefSeq lists its product as uncharacterized. Bases 1 to 648 code for a protein of 215 amino acids. Lineage: Eukaryota; Fungi; Ascomycota; Eurotiomycetes; Onygenales; Onygenaceae. The transcript has a single exon. The record is from RefSeq and is a predicted model, not a curated record.
AUGGCUGGAUAUAUUGUUCCCACUAUCUGGAUGGCUGCCCCUAAGCUGUCAAAUGGCAUUUUGCCGUCAAAGCAGGAAGCAAUUGCCUUCUGGCAAAUGUGGCCAGUAUGGGUAUCCAUUUUCCAAUACGCGAUGACCAAGAUCAUGGGUGCUGGUGCUGGUUCUGUUUAUCCCAAAACUGGUCCAAUCCAAGUCCGAAGUGGCCUUCAAUUUCUUUACGGAUUUGCUUUCCUUUGCGCUUCAUUGCCCCAUAUUGCAUGCUGGACAAUAUCGCUUAGUGCUGUAGCUUUUCCGACACUGUUUAGCCCAGAUAUCCUUCCAUUACUUAUGCCAAACGCUGUGUUCCAAAACAAGUUUCCAUGGUCUCCAGAACAACCAGAGUCAUUGGGAGUAGGUGCCUUAUGGUUUCUACAAUGGGAUCAUUUAUGCUGCACAGUAACGGCCUUAGUUUGGGCAGUUACUCUAUAUGAAUCUGCCCAUUUGACAAAUGGACAGUCAGUUGACAAAUCCACCUUGGCAUUAAAAGUGAUUACAUUUACUCUGAUUGCUGGGGUAGCAGGAGCAGCUGUGGAGCUGAUGUGGGAACGGGAUCAAUUCCUACUUGAUCUUGAGGUAACGGAAGUGAAUAAAGCGGUCAAACGUGAAUAA